Plasmodium vinckei vinckei is the source of this 2100-nucleotide messenger RNA. Its product is annotated as transcription factor IIIb subunit, putative. Bases 1 to 2100 code for a protein of 699 amino acids. The transcript has 2 exons. Gene Ontology annotation, molecular function: TBP-class protein binding; RNA polymerase III general transcription initiation factor activity; RNA polymerase III type 3 promoter sequence-specific DNA binding. Gene Ontology annotation, cellular component: transcription preinitiation complex; nucleus; transcription factor TFIIIB complex. Gene Ontology annotation, biological process: DNA-templated transcription initiation; transcription preinitiation complex assembly; transcription by RNA polymerase III. Lineage: Eukaryota; Apicomplexa; Aconoidasida; Haemosporida; Plasmodiidae. The record is from RefSeq and is a predicted model, not a curated record.
AUGGUUGGGCAGUUCAUUCCAUCCAGUGGAACUAAGUCCUUUAUAUUGUCGUGGGGAAUAAGAGAAAGUCGGGAAAUAUCACUACAAAAAGGAUAUAUAAAUAUACAGAAGAUAGCAGAUAAUUUGCAUUUAUCGAGUCAACAUAUAGAGGCUGCACAAAGAAUAUAUUUGAUGGCAUUACAACGUAAUUUUACUAUGGGUCGAAAUAAUUCAUAUGUUGCUGCUUCUUGUUUAUAUACAAUUUGUAGAAGAGAAAAAUCGCCUAUAAUGCUAAUCGAUUUUAGUGAUAUAUUGCAAACACCUGUAAAACCAUUGGGUAAAACAUUUUUAAAAUUAUUAAGGCUUCUACAUAUUAGUGUGCCAAAUAUUGAUCCAUCAUUGUUUUUAGAAAGAUUUGCAUAUAAGCUUAAUUUAAAAAAUGAUAUAUAUAAAGUAACAUAUACCGGAAUAAAACUAAUUCAAGCUAUGACUAGAGAUUGGAUAAGUACAGGUAGAAGACCAACGGGUUUAUGUGGUGCUUCACUUUUAAUAGCUACAAGAAUACAUGGUAUAACAAUUAAUUCUAAUACUAUUGCUGAAGUUGUUAGGAUAUCUAAUCCUACUAUUAUUAAACGUUUAUAUGAAUUUAAAAAUACUAAUAUAGCUAAAAUAAAAGCAAGUGAGUUUGAUAAAAUAUCUAUUGAUGAUAUACCAUCAAGCUCAAUUCCCCCUUGUGUUAUUUCUGAUAAUAAAAAAAAAAUUAAAUAUAAUCUUUUACAAAAAAAUAAAACCUUAUCAUUAUGUGAUAGUGAAGAACAAUAUGCAUUAUGUUCAAAUUCUACAUGUUCUGUAGAAAAUUAUGAAAAAAAUAUAAACUCACAAAAUAUUAAUGCUUCCUCUUAUAUUGAUAAUAAUAGUACAAAAUGUAUAAGCGAUCAAGAAUUAGAUCAAAAUAAAUUUUUUAAUACUACACAAAGUGGUAUUAUCAACUCAUCAAAUGAAGUAGAAUAUUGCACUUCAACAAUCACAGCUUCUUCUUCUGUUCUUGACGAUAAAGAAAAAUAUCAUGAUGGCGAUACAAAUAAAAUUAAUAAAAAUUGUAAGGAAAAUAAGAAUAACAAGAAUGACGAACAUAUACGACCAUCAAGUAAUGAAAUAAAUUUAGAUGAAAUUUGUAAUGAUAAUCCUGAAGGAAAUGAUAUAGAUAAUUUAGCCUUAAAAAUUAUUAAUACUAUUGAUAUUGAAAAAAAUUCAGAAUUUUUAAAAAUAAGUAACAAUUCUUUAUUAAACGAAUUAGGGGCUUUAAAAAAUGAGCACACUAAAUAUGACACCUCUAAAGAACCAAACAAAAUGAACUUACAAAAUCAGGAUAUACAAAAGGGUUCGCAAAAUAUGGCAAACUUUUCAAAAUUACAAUCAGUCAAAUUAACAAAUCGUGAAGCUUCUACUAGCACAAUUGUUGAGAAUAAUGGAAAUAAUGAAUAUAAUGAAAUAAAAGAGAGUACCAAACAAAAGUAUAAAACAUUAGAUAAUAGUACAUAUAGUACAACCUUAAAACAAACUGUUAAUAGUGAAUUAAGUAAUGCUAUAAAUGAUAUAAAUGACGAAUUCAAUUUAUUUGAUAAUAAUACACUUAGUAAAAACUCAAGUAAUACUACAUCAGGCUUAAGCAAAAUGAAUGAUGUUAAUAAUAUAUUAACAGAUUUUAAUUACUUUUUUGAAAAUAAUUCAAAUACAAUUAAUGAUCAAACAGCUAAUUUUGAUAUAAAUUCAGAUGAUUCAGAACAACUAAAUGAUGAAACAAUAAGUGAUAGUUAUGAUAGUGAAAUUGAAAAUAUUAUUUUAUCCGAAAAAGAAAGGAAAAUUAAAAUGUUAAUUUGGGAUGAUGUGAUGAAAGGCUGUAUGCCAAAUUUAUCCAAAAAUAUGAAAAGACAAAAAAAAAGACAAAAUACUGAUAUUAAUAAUUCAAAAAAUAAAAUACCAAAUAAUAAACAAAAUGUUGAUAAUCCUCAAGAUCAGUUAUCAACUGGAGAUUCUGUGAUAAAGGCUUUGGAAAAAUCCAAUAAACUUCUUCCUAAAAAAAUUAAUUAUGAUGUAUUAAAAUCUCUUUUUUCAUCAUAA